Tricharina praecox is the source of this 1191-nucleotide messenger RNA. RefSeq lists its product as uncharacterized. The transcript has 3 exons. The record is from RefSeq and is a predicted model, not a curated record. Bases 1 to 1191 code for a protein of 396 amino acids. NCBI's taxonomy places the organism in Eukaryota, Fungi, Ascomycota, Pezizomycetes, Pezizales, Pyronemataceae.
AUGUCUGAACCCAUCAUGAAAUCGAAUGCCCCGCUAUUCUGCACCACUACCACAAGCCUCGAAGCCGAGCCACCCACGCCCCCUCAGGUCCCUAAGAACUGCAGGAUUCUUUGGAGCGAGCAGAAUCAAGAGAUAGCACAUCGCGUCCUCAAAGAGUACACGUACGGGGCCCCGACGUCCAGCCUUUCGUUUGAACAGCAGGUCUUUAAUAUAGAAAAGGAUACCAACGGGGUUUUCGUUGGCUUCAGCGUUUACGAAGCAGUCACCGUUCUCAACAACCUCGACAAAUUGUACGAUUUGAAGGGUGAAGAACGCAAGUUCUUUAUGAACUACCUUCUCGAUGUCGAUUGUGUGAUGGACGAGGGAGGGGUCCAAGGUGCUGGUGGCGGAUGGGAUUUGACCGAAGAACCCCCCAAGAUGCUCAGUGAAUCCGAUUGGAAGAAACUCCUCGACCUCUACCACUACAGUAUCCUCGAAGCCGAGACCAACUUGAUGCUGGCUACACAAACCCUCCACCAGAUGCAUCAGGUCGGCUUCCCGGUUCCUUUUGCGCACAGCACUGCGCUGCAGACCCAUGGAGACGCCGUCACCGGGACGUCCAUUACCGGUGAGACACAGGUUCGCCGCACCCUCAAACCGGGUGGGGAGACUCAUUCCGACAGGUUCGGAAACAUGGUAUGGCGCCUCGUGUGGAGCCACGAGCUUCAUCGCGAGAUGCACUGCCGUGAGUGUACCCCUCCCAUGAGCGAAUGGAAUUUCGACGAACCCCCUGUCCAAGAGACCCGGAUACGCCACGGCGAAGAGUCCGUCGUCAGGUUUUAUUUCCAGCCGAACGAGGAAACCGAUGGAACCCUCUACGUCGGAAUCAACCGUCAGAAUGCAACCGCAAUCGUCGAAUUCGAGGAGAGCCCAUACGAGGCGACCCCCGAUCCUAGAGAGUGGGCCGAGCAUCGCGUAGCUGAAACCGAGGCUCUUGCUGUUGCCAUGGGAUGUGAUCCGCUCCCUAAGUACCAGCCGAAGCUCCCGAAGCCGGAGACGACCCCCACGUGGAAAUACUGCAACGACAUCCAGAAGCGCGCUGAAAAGCUCCACAGUGAGUUGAUCGCUUACAGUAAGGCUCGCGAGGAAGUUGUUAAAGGUGCAGAACAUGCAGCUACCGAGAGUGAUCCUGGUAAUGUUACAGGCGGGUAG